UUAAUGGUUUUUGUUAUGUGUGGAGAUUGAUAUCUACUGUUACUACUACUAUUUGGGGUUGUUGUGUUGAUGUAUAGUUGUUGAAAUUUGAAAAAAAUAAUGAAUAUUGGUAGUGGGUCUGUUCUCAGUUCUACUGGUUCUUGGAAGUCCGGUGAUGUGGUUUCCGAUCAGUUUCCGGUGGGACUCCGGGUACUUGUAGUUGAUGAUGACCCUACUUGUUUAAAGAUCUUGGAGAAGAUGCUCAGGAACUGUCACUAUGAAGUCACCAAGUGUAAUAGGGCUGAGGUUGCACUAUCAUAUCUCCGGGAAAAUAAGAAUGGUUUUGACAUUGUUAUAAGUGAUGUACACAUGCCAGACAUGGAUGGUUUCAAACUUCUUGAGCACAUUGGUCUGGAGAUGGACUUGCCUGUUAUAAUGAUGUCUGCUGAUGAUAGUAAGGAUGUGGUUAUGAAAGGAGUUACUCAUGGUGCAUAUGAUUAUUUGAUCAAACCUGUGCGGAUUGAGGCACUUAAGAAUAUUUGGCAACAUGUUGUUCGUAAAAAGAAACAUGAGGGGAGGGACAAUAAUUUUGAUCAAUCAGGAAGUGUGGAAGAGGGAGAUCGGCAGCAGAAACAAUCGGAGGAUGUUGAUUACUCAUCUUCAGCUAAUGAAGGAAACUGGAAAAACUCCAAGAAAAGAAAGGAAGAGGAUGAAGAAGGUGAAGAAAGGGAUGAUACAUCCUCACAAAAGAAGCCACGUGUCGUUUGGUCUGUGGAGCUUCAUCAGCAAUUUGUACAAGCUGUGCAUCAACUUGGAAUUGACAAGGCUGUUCCCAAGAAAAUCUUGGAACUGAUGAAUGUUCCUGGACUAACCAGAGAAAAUGUUGCUAGCCACCUUCAGAAAUAUCGGUUGUAUCUUAGAAGGUUGAGUGGUGUAUCGCAGCACCAGAAUGGACUGAACAACUCUUUCAUGGGACGCCCAGAUGCAACCUUCGGAACAAUAUCUUCCCUCAAUGGGCUUGAUCUUCAAGCUAUUGCUGCUGCUGGUCAAAUCCCUGCACAAAGUCUUGCUACCCUCCAAGCGGCUGCCCUUGGUAGAUCUGCUACAAAAUCUGCCAUAUCUAUUCCCCUAGUAGAUCAAAGAAACCUUUUCAGCUUCGAAAAUUCCCAGGUGAGAUUUCCAGAAGGGCAACAACAACUGAAUAAUAGCAAUAAGCAAAUCGACUUGCUGCAUGGAAUUCCAACCACCAUGGAACCAAAGCAGCUUGCAAAUUUGCACCACCCUUCCCAGUCCUUUGUGGGUAUGAAUAUGCAAGUAAACUCCAUGGCACAACAUAACAAUUCUGUGGUUAUGCGAAUGCCCCAAUCACAACCUACGGCUCAAAUGCUAUGUGGAGCUAAUAAUGGCAGUCAAGCUUCGAGGCUUCCAUUGUCCAUGCAGCAAUCUUUGUCAUCAGAAGGGAUACCUGGUGCGGUCCUAGCACGGUGUCGUAUUGUUGACAAUGCACGAGCGUGUGUUUACAAUCCAGUCUCCCAAGCAUCUUCAAUGGUAGAUUUCUCAGUAAAUCAAUGCAAGGAGUUGCAAAACUACAACUUUUCUCUUGGGAGUAAUAGUUCAGGGAUGUCCACUUUGACUAAUCGAGGGAUGCUUCAGGAAGAGGUGAAUUCUGAUAUCAAAGGAUCUAGAGGUUUCCCUACUAAUUAUGAUAUUUUCAACGACCUCCAUCAGCCAAAAUCGCAGAACUGGGGUUUACAGAAUGUUGGUUCAUCCUUUGACUCAUCUCAUCACCCAAGUAUACAAGGAACUCAGGGUCUCUCAUCACAAUUGUUACUGCAACAGGGGAUUUCUUCAACACACAACAAUGGACAAAAUAGAAAUGGUCCUAUUGGGAAACCAAUGCACACCAAUGGUGAAGAAAGUGGACAUACUAAUCUUAUGGGUGGACAACAACUUAACUAUGUCAGUAGGAAUAUGCUUGCUGUUAAAGCUGAAAGAUUUCCCGACGCAGACUAUCAGAGUACCAAUUUCCCGGAGCAAUUUGGACAGGAUGACCUCAUGAGUGCCUUCCUAAAACAGCAAGGAAGUGUUGGACCAGUUGAAACUGAAUUUAGCUUCGAUGGAUACACAUUGGAUAAUCUUCCAGUUUAAGAUGUGAACAAAGCUUAGUUGAUGUACCUGACAGUUUAAACAUAUAGGUUGAAGACGCCAGUGUACAUAGUUGCUGUUACACCUGAAAAUUGCCUAUGAACCAAAGUCUCAGUUUUCUAUUCAGCUAUUGAACUUGGAUUCUGGUCUAAAAAGGCGUAGCUGUCGGAUAGAUCACAGAAGGGAAAAGAGUUAGCUGUCGGAUGAUACUAGUGCAUAGUGUGCCAAAGGCAAACAUGCAAAGUUUUUGCUGGUAUUGGUAGGUGAUUGUUAGGAGAAUCACAUUUCGUGGGUGCAGACGUUAGGUGCAGGGAUUUUCGUAAACAGGAAGGUCAAGUUCUAACAUCAAUAAUGCAAUCUUUUCCCUUUCACUUUCAGGAUUGAUGUACAUAUUUCAGUUGAAUCACUUAUUAGGAUAAGUCUGUCGGAUUCCUAUAGUUGUUCAUUGUUUUGCUCCAUUUCAUGUUUUAUUUUUAGGUGUGCAGCUCAAACUCUGAGAUGUAUGUUGUGUAUUAGCUAAUUCUGUAUAGCACUAUCUAAGUUGGGUUUUA
Messenger RNA from Solanum stenotomum, 2675 nucleotides. RefSeq names its product two-component response regulator ARR2-like. Gene Ontology annotation, biological process: phosphorelay signal transduction system; cytokinin-activated signaling pathway. The transcript has 6 exons. Gene Ontology annotation, molecular function: DNA-binding transcription factor activity; DNA binding. NCBI's taxonomy places the organism in Eukaryota, Viridiplantae, Streptophyta, Magnoliopsida, Solanales, Solanaceae. The record is from RefSeq and is a predicted model, not a curated record. The coding region runs from base 100 to 2127 and encodes 675 amino acids.